Molecule: messenger RNA, 669 nt
Organism: Meloidogyne enterolobii
Lineage: Eukaryota; Metazoa; Nematoda; Chromadorea; Rhabditida; Meloidogynidae
Source: the annotation of a GenBank genome assembly
AUGUCCAUAAACAAUUUUGUUUUAUUAGAACGUUAUUGUGGUUAUUCUGAAAAUAAUAUUCCCCAAUUAGAAGAUGUUAGUAAUUUUUUAAAAGCAAAAACUGGUUUUCGUGUACGUCCAGUAGCUGGUUAUUUAAGUGCUCGUGAUUUUUUGGCUGGAUUGGCUUUUCGUGUCUUUAAUUGUACCCAAUAUAUUCGUCAUCAUGCUGAUCCUUAUUAUACACCCGAACCAGACACAGUUCAUGAAUUAAUGGGGCAUAUGGCUCUUUUUGCUGAUCCUGAUUUUGCACAAUUUUCACAAGAAAUUGGAUUGCUUUAUUUUUUCUCAAUUGAAUUUGGACUUUGUUCUGAUCGUUCACAUUCAUCUAAAGAUAAAAUAAAUUGUAAUAAUUCAAAUGAAGAAAAUAAAAUUAAAUAUAAAGUUUAUGGGGCAGGAUUACUUUCAAGUGCUGGGGAAUUACAGCAAGAAUGUCUUAUAAGUACAUUCCAAAGUGCUUAUUUCUUUACAAAUGAUUUUGAAGAAGCCCAACAAAAAUUACGAACAUUUACAUCAAAUAUGAAUAGACCUUUUGUAGUUCGUUAUAAUCCAUAUACAGAAAGUGUUGAAGUUUUAAACAAUAAACGAUCCUUGAUGCUAGCUGUUAAUUCUGUAGGUUUUCUUUCUGAAUAG